AUGAAUUGGAAGAAAGAAAUUGAACAUGUACACUCAAAUGAAGCACUAGAUUCAGAGAAAGCUUUAAAUAAAUAUAAAGAAUUCAUUUUAUCACCACAAACACCAGAUGAUAUUAAAGAAGAUGCAAUUCACAAGUUAGCACAACUCUUGGUAAAGCUGGGCAGAGCCAAUCAAUUGUCGGAACUCUUGAAUACGAUCAGACCAUUCUUUGAUAAGAUUUCAAAGCCAAAGACCGACAGAAUCGUCAGAGCAUUCAUCGACUACGCUCUGCGUAUGCCCGGUAACGAACCAAUCUUGAUCUCCUUCUGCAAAGAGAACAUCGAGUGGUGUAAACAAACCAACAGAGGUUAUCUAAGACAACGUUUAGAGACAAGACUAUACUCUUUGAUGUUUGAUGUUAAAGAUUAUAAUAAUGCUUUGGUUGGAUUGAGUUCAUUGUUGUCAGAGAUCAAAAAGUUGGAUGAUAAACCAUUGUUGGUCGAGAUUCAGUUGAUUGAAAGUCGUAUUCAACACGCACUGAAGAACAUUCCAAAGGCAAGAGCUGCAUUGACCUCUGCACGUACCAACGCCAACACCAUCUAUUGUCCACCCAAACUCCAAGGUGAAAUCGAUAUGCAAUCCGGUAUACUUCAUUCCGAAGAGAAAGAUUAUAAGACUGCCUAUUCAUAUUUCUAUGAAUCGUUUGAAACUUAUGAUACUUUGGAUGAUCCAAUUGCAUUCAAGGCAUUGAAGUACAUGUUGCUCUGUAAGAUUAUGACUAAUCAGACCGACGAUGUGUUUGCACUCAUCAACGGAAAGAUCGGAUUGAAGUACGUCGGUAAGGAAGUCGAGGCAAUGAAAGCCGUUGCCAAGUCUCACGCCAAUAGAUCUCUCUUGGCUUUCGAAGAGACACUCAAUCAAUAUCCACAAGAAUUAAAGAAUGAUGCAAUCAUCCACAAUCAUUUGAAUGAAUUGUAUAAUAAGUUAUUGGAGCAGAAUCUCUGUCGUAUCAUCGAGCCAUUCUCAAGAGUUGAGAUCUCUCACAUUGCCGAUCUUCUCAAGCUACCAGUGCAAACCGUCGAGAAGAAACUCAGUUUGAUGAUUUUGGAUAAGAAGUAUCAUGGUAUUCUAGAUCAAGGUACUGGUACUUUGAUUGUUUUCGAUGAAGCCAAACAAAAUAAAUUAUAUAAUACAUCACUCGAUACUAUCAGUUCAUUGGAUCGUGUUGUAGGAUCACUUUAUGAAAAGACAAACAAGUUAUCAUAA
Molecule: messenger RNA, 1245 nt
Organism: Heterostelium album PN500
Lineage: Eukaryota; Evosea; Eumycetozoa; Acytosteliales; Acytosteliaceae
Gene: psmD11
Product: 26S proteasome non-ATPase regulatory subunit 11
Exons: 6
Coding region: 1-1245 (414 amino acids)
Biological process (GO): ubiquitin-dependent protein catabolic process
Cellular component (GO): proteasome regulatory particle, lid subcomplex
Molecular function (GO): structural molecule activity
Source: RefSeq, a predicted model, not a curated record